Eriocheir sinensis (Chinese mitten crab) is the source of this 2685-nucleotide messenger RNA. RefSeq names its product galactoside alpha-(1,2)-fucosyltransferase 1-like. The record is from RefSeq and is a predicted model, not a curated record. Gene Ontology annotation, cellular component: membrane. Gene Ontology annotation, biological process: carbohydrate metabolic process. Gene Ontology annotation, molecular function: galactoside 2-alpha-L-fucosyltransferase activity. The transcript has 6 exons. NCBI's taxonomy places the organism in Eukaryota, Metazoa, Arthropoda, Malacostraca, Decapoda, Varunidae. The coding region runs from base 1022 to 2320 and encodes 432 amino acids.
UUUAUUGUUUUGAGAGUUUGCCCGUCUAAUAUUAAGGCGGUUCCGCCUACACCCGUCAAGAAUACGGAGUCUAUGGUUACAGGGAAAAGACUAGUUGGUCAGGAGUUCUUUAAGUCUAUGUCACCUUUUUUUAAUUAAUAUAAAAUGGUGGAGUUUUCCCAGGUUCUUUUUUUCUAAGAUCGGGUUACAGCGCCGGUAAGCUUUCAUGAUCGGCUUGUUGGUUGGACCCAGCACGUUAGUGGCGCUAGCGGUAUUUUAUAAUGGCACUAUCAUAGCUAGGCUUAUGCUGUCCCUUGGAGCUCCACUUGAUCUUCUUCAGCGAGUUUCGCUAGAUUCCGGGUUGAAAGAUAGACAACAGGACAGCAGGUGGGUAGUGUUAGGUCACUAGGCGAUGACUGAACAUUGUCAGCUUGUAGCGGCGGGCAGGACUUGACCCUGGGUCCUCCAGGAAACCGCGCCCGCAAGCUGACCACACAUUAACCAUUUGUAUAUAUCUGAGCUCGUUAUUUUGAAGCAUGAAAUCGCCUGAAUCUUUAAUUAGGCCGGUAAUGCCAUAUUCUGCUUUGCUCGUACUCAUUCCUUUCAAAACACUUUAUUUCAUCCAUGGUUAUACCGGGACCUUCCAAGUUUGGCGAAUCAUUUUCCUCAUCACCACCCUUCUGCCCACCAUGAUCCCUCUUCAAUAUCGGCAACCCUAACGACCUCCUUCAUAUUAUUGUUUACCUGCCAGUUUUCAAGUCCUUGUUCGCGUCAGAAGUGAGACAACAGAAGCCUGACCAAGGAGGCGCUGCAAUUAGAACUAGCAGUGUAGUUGUCUGUCCUGAAGACUGCAUUUAUUGUACCCUGUGAGUAGGAUAACCAAACUUAAGAUUCAAAACCUAAGGCGAACAUCAACACACAACCUGCUGGUAGUGACGGACGGAUCGUAACUGAAUGCACGAGUUCCUCUCCCGCUUUAGAAUACGCAAACGAAAAGACAGCUGUGGGUACUUGCAUAUCAUUUAACCACCCCCUUGACACAAUGAAAGGAUUUGAGCUCACUGGACUUUUUACAAAACUUUCAGGAUCAGUUUUCAUUCUUAUAAUGUUUUAUGCAUUUUACCUAAUGAGUCGUCGCGAAAUACUACAGCAGCAAAGCGAUGACACAAAGAAGGAUGAUCGGCUCCAUGAAGAUAAUCCAAAACUUGAAAACAUUCUUGACACCAUAAAAAGAUACUCGCAGGAACAGGCUCCUAGUCAUAAAAUUUUGCAAGAUAACUCUUCUGAGGCUGAUCCUGUUAAUGUCGGCAUCUUCGACCUUAGCCCAACAGAUCGGCGGCCUCCGCCUACCAUGAUUCCUGUUAUGAACAACACGGAUGAGUGUCUGCCACAGAUGAAGGACCUCCGCGUUCAACCCGUCAACGAGCAGGAUUGUGAUCGACCCUACGUGCUGAUGAACCACGACGGGCGUCUGGGGAACAAGUUGUGCCAGUACGCCAGCGUCUACCUACUGCGACACUUUUACGGCGUCAGGGUGGCCAUUAGAAAAUCUAUGCGGAGCAACUUACAGCGCGUAAUGAAGGACAUCUUCUUGCCAACACACGAAUCCGGCUGUUUCCCGAGCAGCACUACCAAUCUCACGUACGAAGCUAUGCUCAUGAAGCUUUACACGGCCGCAAAGGAGGCUAGACUCAGAGUCACGGACAAAAACUUGAUAACGACGCCGCUCCUCAACCAGUCCUACUACCUGUUCGACUACCCCGCACCUCGAGACCUCCUCAUGGACCAUCGGGACCUGGUGCGUUCCAUUCUCAGGUUCAAAGACGAGGUAAUCUCCAAGGCUAUUGGAAACAUUGACAAGGCCAUCAAACCAUACAACGCUACGUAUUACCGAAGGGACUUUCCUAUCGUCACUGUGCAUUUUCGGCGAUCGGACUACACUGACUACAUCAAAAUGCAAUAUAACAUGACGCAGCUAGACGAAGUUUACUUCAAAAGAGCCUUUGACUUCUACAAGAAAAGGUUGAAAGGGCCAGUGUUCCUUGUGCUGAGUGACGACCUGGCGUGGUGCAGGAAAAAUCUGGCGACAAAGGACGUGGUGGUCAUGGAUGGAGCAACCGCGGCCGUAGAUAUGGCUACAAUCAGCCUUGGAGACCACCACGUCACCAGUUACGGCACCUUCAGCUUUACUGCAGCCUUGUUGGGUCCCGGGCACAUCACACACCCCAUCGGCCACAACAGACGGUACAAGAUCGUUGACUGUGUGCGAUCACCUUACUUCCAUUUUAUAUCUAGGGACAAGACAUAUGAGAUUGACAACUCUCAUGUAAAACUGGUGUAGUGUCUUUGGUGGCUCGGAGUUAAUAGUGUAGAAAAUAUGGCGGCAGGAGAGACAAAUUAGGUCAAUAACAUCAAGAAAAGGAAAAUAGGCACGAGGACGUGUGGCAUGCAAAGUUGCUGCUGCCAAUUCUACGCCAUGAACCAUAGAUGAGUGUGUUGCCACUCACAAUGAAUGAAUCAUACACAGCCUUAAAUAAUGUAUGUGUCUGGCAUCGAUCAUGGUUCCCAAACUAGAGAGUAAGUAGUGCCAGGCUACACGUACAUACACCUACGUAGUAGCACAAGUGAAUCAUUGUUACUCUUGAUACAUGCAUAGGAAUGCAAAAAUGAAGGGAAAAAAAGUAUAAUAAAAUUGCAUAAACUGUA